This is a messenger RNA of Rubroshorea leprosula, 914 nucleotides long. NCBI's taxonomy places the organism in Eukaryota, Viridiplantae, Streptophyta, Magnoliopsida, Malvales, Dipterocarpaceae. The record is from the annotation of a GenBank genome assembly.
AUUUAUUUUUCACUAUUGUAUUUGCAGCGACUGGAAUGGAAGCAAGCGUGGGCAUGUUUACAAAUUCCUAAGGUCCCAAGGAUUUGUAUCAUCUUAUGACAUUGCCCAUCAGUAUACAGACAGCGACGCGGAUGCUCACAGGUGGAUUAGCCACCAAAAUCAUAGGGGAAACAUCUGUGGGGUUGAUUUCAUAUGGCUUCGUAAUCCUGGUAAUCCUAGGAAAUCCUUAAAAGCAAGUUGGACCGAAGCAGUGUUUGGUAUCACGAAGUAUCAACUCCAAAAGGCCUCGUUGGCUGAAAAUGAUGCCUUUGCCUUUCUAAGGGCUGACAAUCAUGACGAUUUCAUUACUUACUCAGCAUUCUGUGAAGCACUUGGACAGGCAAAUUUAAAUGGUCUUUCGCAUGGAAUAAGUUUCCAGCAGACAAAGGAUCUAUGGAUGCCAGUAGACAUUGAUGGAAAUGGUGUCCUUGACUGUGAUGAAUUUGAGAGGAUAUGGAAUUCUUCAUGGUCAGAGCAAACAGAGGAGAACCGUGAUUUUGAAGACUCCAAAGAGGAAGAAGCCAUGGGUUUUGCAGUGAAGAAUGCCGUCCUCUUCCCCCAAGAAGCAGAGAAAGGAAUGUGGCCUGAAAACUAUUCUCUCUCCGACCAUGUCCGACUCACCGUGGCGUUCACCCCAAUGAAGAUACACUGUUCUUAGCUACCCAAAUAACCGCACUCACAUUUCACUGCAAAAAGUACCGUAAAGCAAUUUUGCACUAGGUAGUCUGCACUUGGAUAUAUUACUGUCCUUGAACGUGGGUUUGUUUUGUUUUGUUUUUUUUUUUGUUUUUUUCAGUCAUGAUGAAAUAAACUUCUCAUCAUUUUGUCUAGUUUUGUAAAGAGUACUCGGCAGGAAAUAAAAAAAUCACAAUUUU